Molecule: messenger RNA, 282 nt
Organism: Durusdinium trenchii
Lineage: Eukaryota; Dinophyceae; Suessiales; Symbiodiniaceae
Source: the annotation of a GenBank genome assembly
AUGGCUCGCGCCCUGCCCAUCGCCCUGCUUUGCAUCGUGGCGUCGCUUUUGAGCUCAGCGUUCGUCGCUUUGCCUGGCACUGCAACUGAGGGAGCCGCCUUGCGAGGUGCACCGGCGCGGUCUUUGCUGGCUGUCUCUGGCAGCCUUGUGGCGUCAGUGCCAGGCCAGGCACAGGCAUUCUCAGAGACCGAGUUGAACCAGUUUGGCUUGGUCUUUGCUAUUUUCUUCUUGGGAUUCUUCGUUGCGGGGCUGGUGCGCAUGUUCACGGUCGGCAAGCUCUAA